Messenger RNA from Sipha flava (yellow sugarcane aphid), 785 nucleotides. Its product is annotated as zinc finger MYM-type protein 1-like. The record is from RefSeq and is a predicted model, not a curated record. Lineage: Eukaryota; Metazoa; Arthropoda; Insecta; Hemiptera; Aphididae. The transcript has a single exon. The annotation marks the transcript as partial.
AUAUUUGGGUACCAGAUGAUUGUUAUAUCUUUCCUGGUAGUGGUAAGAGAAAUUUAAAAUUUCAACGGUGUUGGUUUAAACGAUGGAAUUGGUUGGCAUAUUCUGAAAAAGAUGAUGGAGCGUACUGUAAAUAUUGUGUUUUGUUUGCUGGAGAGGGUGGAGGUGUUGGAAAACAAACUUUUGGUAAUUUGGUAAAGAAACCAUUUAAAAACUGGAAAGAUGGUAUUGAAGUAUUUAAUAAUAAUACAAAUUGUGAAUAUCAUAAAACUUGCAUUCUAAAAGGAACAUGUGCCAAACAAAUUUUAAAAAAAAAAGUUGAACCUAUAGAUAUUCAAAUAGAUUCGGGAAUAAAACGUAAAAUAAUUGAAAAUAGAAAAAAUCUUAUUCCUAUCAUUGAAACAAUCAUUUUUUGUGGUAGACAAAAUCUUUCUUUAAGAGGUCAUAGAGAUAGUGGACCCUUGAAUUUAACAGAGCCUAAUGAAAAUGAUGGAAAUUUUCGUUCAUUGUUGAGAUUUCGUGCUAAUAGUGGUGAUGUAUCAUUAAAAACGCACUUAGAAACCUGUUCUAAAAAUGCUUCCUAUACAAGUCCAAUGAUUGCUAAUGAAAUAAUUUCAACGUGUGGGGACAUUAUUUUAAAAAAAAUAGUUAAUAAAAUUAAUGAAGCAAAAUGUUUUUCGAUAUUAGCAGAUGAAACAUCUGAUAUUUCUGGUAUCGAACAAUUUUCUUUGUGUGCGAGGUAUUUUUAUACGGCGCAACCCAUUUGCGCCCGAACCCAUUUAUCGUAG